Molecule: messenger RNA, 4094 nt
Organism: Lagopus muta (rock ptarmigan)
Lineage: Eukaryota; Metazoa; Chordata; Aves; Galliformes; Phasianidae
Gene: RABIF
Product: RAB interacting factor
Exons: 2
Coding region: 36-458 (140 amino acids)
Biological process (GO): small GTPase-mediated signal transduction; post-Golgi vesicle-mediated transport
Cellular component (GO): membrane; cytosol
Molecular function (GO): zinc ion binding; guanyl-nucleotide exchange factor activity
Source: RefSeq, a predicted model, not a curated record
CCUCCGGGCGGCGGCCCGGCUGCGCCUGCGCGGCCAUGGCGGCGGCCUGUGCGGAGAUGGAGCCGGCGGCCGCGCCUCCUUCUUCUCCUCCCGCAGCCGCGCCGGGAUCGGCCGGGCUGGUGUGCGCGCAGGGCCGGAACCUGAAGGCGGUGCUGUGCCAGCGCUGCGGAUCCCGGGUGCUGCUGCCCGGAGCCGCCACCUUCACCUGCCGCGAGCUGCUGCUGCCCGCCAUGAGGAAGAAGGCGGCGGCGACGGCGGACGGCAGCGACGGGGACGUGGUGCGGGAGCACUGGCUGGUGCGCGACAUGUUCUCCUUCGAGAACGUGGGCUUCACCCGCGACGUGGGCAACGUCAAGUUCCUGGUGUGCGCCGACUGCGAGGCCGGGCCCAUCGGCUGGCACUGCGUGGACGACAAGGACAGCUUCUACGUGGCGCUGGAGCGCGUGGCCCACGAGUGACAGCGGUGCGGGGCUGGGACGGCUGGCAGCGCAGGGUGCAUCCCUGCUGGGCGGCACAAGGACCGGUGUGAUGCCCCGGAGUGGCACCGUGCCCCUCGGCCACCGCUGGACUGCAGGACACACGGCACAGCAGGACACACGGCACAGCCGGCUCUGCCCACGUGGGAGUGGCAGCGCUGCUGGCAGAGCUGCAGAGCAGCACAGCAGGGUGGCUCUGCAGGGCAGCUCGGUGUCACGCGUGCCGGGAGCUGUGCUGGGUCUUCACGGCUGCUCUGUCACUCCUCUUUGUGUCGUGGCCGUUCUAAAUGUGCUGGGAUGUCUGUGGGGUGACUGGUUUGUGGCACAGCCCCGGCAGAGCAGGAGGAGGAGAGGACUGCUGUGCUGAUCCGUGAGGUGUCUGACCUACGGCCAGGGACGCUGCAGGUGUCAGGCUGUGUCCUCUGCUGAUGUUCCCUGCCCCAGACCUUAACAUUUAGGUUCUCUAAAAUCUUGCCCUACUUGACAACUGUAACCUGUAAGAAUAUGUGGUACCUAAAGUGUGUGUAAGGGUGUUUUAACUGGUGUGGUUUUAUUAACUGAGUACUUGGAAAUAAAACGAGAUGCAGAUACUGGGCAGCACAGGCUGAUGGAGUGGCAAAUAAAGAAAAUACGCAGGAUGGCAAUGCGUUCAGGAAGGAGGAAUGCAGAGAUUCCAUCCUGAAAAGGACUUGGAUCAGCAGAGUGUGAUGAUUCAGUGUCUCACAGCUGAAGAAUGUCAGAAGAGCUGCGCGCACAUUAAAUGGGAGGUAAGUUCCCUUCUGCUGGCAGGAGCAGUGCUGGGAUGCUGCCUCCAGCAGUGGCCUCUCUUCAGAGAUGGUUACAAAUCUGGCUGCGUGUUGCAGGAGCCCGCAGCAGCGCUGGUUCUCACAGCGUUUUAUCUUUUGGUGGUUGCAGCCCAGUCUGUGUUCUGGUUUGCAAACCCUUGUGUGAAUAACGCAGCAGCUUUACAGGUAGCUGUGGGUCACGCCUGCAGAGGACGUGCCUGUCUGCAGUACGUGUGCAGCAUGCUGUGCUGUUAAACACUUUUGGUACCGAUUCAGCUGAGGUGCAACUGGCAAUGAUGAAUUUGUGUGUUCACAGCCACAGUCUGCUGGGGGCAGAGACCAAUGGUGUCACUCCUGAGGGCUGUGGGACAGACUUUCCCUCGCUUCUCUUUUAAACCAUCUGCUGGCCUGAGGCAGGCACAGCCUCAGGGAGGUUAUCCAGAAAUGACAACCUGUUCUGGUUUGAUGACAGCGGAGGAGGGAGAAAUGAGUCCUUUCUUUCCCAGUGCUUGAGCACCUGCACUGUUAGUAUCAGAAAAGUGCCAUCAUAGAAAAGUAAAGCAGCCAAUAUGUUGGUUAUUCUGCCACAGACCUCUGCUGUGGGCAGUCCAGGUUUAGUAAUGGGAGGAAGGGGUGGGUGGAGGGCGCACCUUUGGCAUCUGUGCAAUACUUUCAUCUUUGCAACAUCUUGUGGAUAUCAGCUUUGCUAAAUGACACCUCCCACAGAGUUGUGCACGUGGUGUCCUGAUGCUGGGAGCUGCUGCAGGUGGUGGCAGCUUUAUUGGUAACCUGGAAAGAAGCCUGCUGCCAUCACAUGUCAAUACAAGGGGCUCAGCAGGGCUCAGAGAGGGGCGGUGGAUGGAUGCAAACAGGGCAGUUCUGCCCUGGUAGCAGAAUACCAGUAGCACUGGUAUUCUCUCUCCUGCCUAAGUUGCAUUGCUUAUUUUCGCAGAGCAGCAGAGCUCUGUAAUCGGGUACUGCUGCUUCCACGUGGGCAGCUUUUAUGAGGUGUGAGUGUUUGGGAUAUCUGAAAUGUAUUAUGAAGAUUGUGAGUGUUAUUUUACGUGCCUAACAUUACGUUCCUUGGCAGGAACAAGCAAAGUAGGAGGGAAGGAAAUAAUAGGAAAUAGCUUCAGGGUCCUUAAACAAAUAGUGCAGGGAAAUGCUUCCCUGCCUCCUGCAAAGCCAGGUUACAACAAAGCCUGGAAUCAAAGGAGCACAAAACCACCAAGUAUUUUGCCUAAAACCACCGAGUGUUUUGCAGCUGCUGGGGAACAUGGAAAGAAACCACAGCAGAUGAGCAGAGUUUGCCAUAAAAGUGCAGAGGGAAGAUUUUGAUAAAAGCCAGCUUUACGCUCCUUUUAACCAACUCCUCUUCUGCAUCUCAGUGUAAAUACUUCUUCCAUGCUGUGCUGCUCGCCAGCCCCACUCUGAAAGCGCAGCUUUCUCACAGAUGUGCUGGGAACUGCUGGUGCUGGUGAGGCAGGGAAGUGGGGGGAAAAAGGUUCUGGGUCACCAGGGCUGAGUUUCCUUCUGAAGAGGAAACCAGGAAUCCCUUCAGGGAAUUUGGUUCUUGCAUCAUUCUCCUAAUAUUUCAUUUGGAAUGGCGCAGCUCAACCUGCAGAGUGCUGGCAGCACGGCUUUCAGUCCUGCAUACCUGGGUGUCAGUGUGCUGUGCGAAUGGCAGUGGCUCCUGGCAGGGGUGUCCCGUGGUCAAACACCUCAUGGUUGCUUUCUGGGGGCUUUGAUUUUGCCUUUGGUUAAAGUGUGAACUCUUCAGAUACAGCCUCUGCCCGGAGAAAUGCUCUGCUCUCCUUGGCACAGCUGUGAGCAGCUCAGGGCUGACACCAAUCCCAUGAAUGCACCUGGGCCAAAAAGCAGCUCAUGUUCUGCCAAAGCAGCUGGAGCUCAGCUGCCAGAGGAGGACAAAGCGAUGAGAGGCAGAGUGGAGGUUUUCCAGCAGCCUGCCCUCCUGGGUGAGUGCUGUCUAGCAGGACAGGUCAGAACUGCAGGCAGCCUGUCCUUGAAAUGCCUUUCGGAGCCAUUUGUGGUGUCAAUAGGAGCUGGCGUUCCUGGGGCAAGAAACCAUGCUAUAAGAAUCGCAGGUGCAUUUAUCCAUGAUUUAUCCAGGAUUCUCGCUGGGGAAGCAGCAGGCAGCGCUGAAUCUCAGCUGCGUUUGUUCCGUUUCACGUUCCUCAUCUUCCAGCAGUCUCCACAUUCUCUGGAGGAAGGCAGGCAGCCACUGUGCUGCUGUCGGAGCGCUGCUAGAGGGAACCUGCUGCAAUCGUUCAGCAGCAGCUGGAGGAGCCCUGAGAGCCGGGGCUGCUGAAGGCAUCCAUCCGUCUGCCCUGGAGCUGCUGGCUCUGCUGGGCCGUUCUUAGCAGCGUCUUUCUCGGCACAUCCAGCUCACGGCUGGCCGCAGCUCCACUCGCUCUGGAAUCUGGCACAUGAGGGCUGCUUUGGAAAUGUGCACGGAUGCCUUCUGCUCGGGAAGAGGAAAACAGCGUCCCGUUCGUCAUUGUUUAAAGCUCGCGUCCUGCCCUGGAAAGCGCAGCUCGGCUGAGGGAGGAGCGGCUGCCCACAUUUCGCUGCAGCGCUGCUCACAAAGCAACUCUUUGCUGAUUUAUAAAUGUUAAGAAACGCGGCAGGGAUUUUGAAUCGUUUUUACACUUCUCCUGUUAACACCCAGCCUGAGUUGGGGCAUUUUGACUCCAGGUGCACAGAUUUCAGUGGUCUCUACGCGCCCGUUUGCGUUUAAGUCCUCUCAGCUCGCCUGGAGAGCAGCGCGCCCAGCGCCAGAGGUGAGAAAAUGGGCGCUGGCCUCUGUUGGCGG